AUGGGCGGAGUUGCGGAGGAAGAGGAGGAGGAGGAGGAUGAGGAGGAGGAGGAGGAGAAGGAGGAGGAGGAGGAGGAGGAGGAGGAGGAGGAGGAGGAGGAGGAGGAGGAGGCGGAGGAGGAGGUGGAGGGGGAGGCAGCGGAGCAGGUGUUUGAGGACGCGGCGGAGGGGAGAGGGGCGGAUGCAGCAGCCGGAGGUAGCGAGGAUGGUGGCGUUGGAGGCGGGGCUGGGACUGGGCUAUACAUUUUGUUAGGGGGGUAUGGAGGGAACCCUUUGUGA
This is a messenger RNA of Closterium sp. NIES-65, 279 nucleotides long. Lineage: Eukaryota; Viridiplantae; Streptophyta; Zygnematophyceae; Desmidiales; Closteriaceae. The record is from the annotation of a GenBank genome assembly.